UGAGGGGGCAUUAUCAGAUGACACAAUCCCUUGGAUUUUUUUUUUACCUUGUUUAGUUUGCAUUCUUUGCAUCAUCGUUUUGUCACUUUCUUUUGGGGUUUUGUAUGUUUGGUUAUAAAAGCAUGUUCACAUUUUUAUUUUUAUAUAAAAAAAGUUGUCAGGUCUAUUUCCUCUUUGAUGCAGUUUUAGGAGAUUGCAAUUAGCACAGUUAGUGCGCUUAGCUUAAAGCUUCUGUUUACAGGGAAAGGUCGCAUGUUAACAGGGAACGUCCUGCCUUACUCUUUCUCUAAAGAGCCAAGUUAAAUCUAAGGAAAUUUGACCGCAUGACAAUAUUAGGGUACGAUAUAUGAUAUAUUAUUAUGCAGAAUGCCUAAAAUACCCCAGCAUGAGCGUGAGAUAAAGAGUAAGAGCUUUCGCAUCCGGCAAUUAAAAGUUAGGGUUACAGAGGCAAGGGUAAUCGACAGAGUCAGGAUUGAUUGCAGAGCGGAAAGAGAAGGCAUUGAAUUAUAUCUGGGUGCAAGGGUUGAACGUCACCGGGGGAGAAAGGCCUUCAGAUUGUUUAUUUUCAUAUGGACGGACCAGGAAACUCAAUGUCUAUGGCAGAAGACCUGCUUAAUGGAGGCUCGCGACAUCAUGCACAGCCAACGAGACAAAAUUAGAGAGCUCAAAGCAGUGAACAAUGAAUUCCUACGUGAGAGAAAUUAUGUUCACGAAGGCUCUAACGCUUUUGGUGACACCCCCAGGGCUUUCGAUGAUAAUAAGAAGCUUCAAAUCAAAGUUCUUAAGGCUGUUGAGAAAGAGAAUUUACUUCGACAAUUUAUUGCCAUUUCUUGGGCAGGGUUUUUCGUAGCCACUUCUAUCAUUGUCUCCACGGUUUUGCAGUAACUCAUCAAAGAAUGGUCUUCCCCUGCACAUGUCAUACUCGUUCUUACUUUCUAUUCUCAUGAAGUGUUUUGGGUUGCCCCAAAAAAACCUAUCAUGUUUUUCCUCUCUUAUGUUUCCUUUAUUUGUGACUUAAAUCUUCUAACCGUGUUUGUUAUAACUUUGCUUUCCAUUUCAUUACAUAGCAUGGUAGGCUUAUGUAUUGUAUUAAAUGACGUUUGCCUUCAUGUCAUCUUUAACAUAUUUUAUCUUGCGACUA
Molecule: messenger RNA, 1141 nt
Organism: Brassica napus (rape)
Lineage: Eukaryota; Viridiplantae; Streptophyta; Magnoliopsida; Brassicales; Brassicaceae
Exons: 6
Coding region: 367-885 (172 amino acids)
Source: RefSeq, a predicted model, not a curated record